AUGCCAUGGUUGUGGUUGCGUGAAACAAUAAUCGAUCCUCAUGGCGAAAGAAUUUCAAUCUAUGGCGGAGUUAUACCAUUCUGCAAGAAUAGCGCCAGCCCCACUAAAAAUAAUCGAUUUAGCAAAGCUACCAAGAAUAAGAAAUACCCUAAAGUAGAUUUAGGCGAUGGAUGUGGAAAUCUUUCAAUCAAAACGCACCUCAAUAAUAUUUGGAAGUCGGUUCAUUCUAUAGAAAAUGAUAUAGAGUAUGGAAUUUUUGAAAAACUUUGUAUUAUUGAGUAUGAACUAAGCUGUAUAAAUAAAGCAAAGCAACCGUGGAUAAAAUCUGAGACAGAGAGUAAUUCAUCCAGCUCUGAUUCAGAAUCUAUCAGUUCAGACUCGUAUGAUCUUGAUCCGAUAAAACCCCGAAAGAAUCGUGUUCAUAUUAGCGAAGCUAGCAAGGCUAAAAAGAAAAAGGUUGACUCUUCUAUCCCGAAAACUUCGUAA
Molecule: messenger RNA, 486 nt
Organism: Paraglomus occultum
Lineage: Eukaryota; Fungi; Glomeromycota; Glomeromycetes; Paraglomerales; Paraglomeraceae
Source: the annotation of a GenBank genome assembly